Messenger RNA from Mytilus californianus (California mussel), 1266 nucleotides. Its product is annotated as heat shock 70 kDa protein 12A-like. Bases 261 to 818 code for a protein of 185 amino acids. The transcript is spliced from 2 exons. Lineage: Eukaryota; Metazoa; Mollusca; Bivalvia; Mytilida; Mytilidae. The record is from RefSeq and is a predicted model, not a curated record.
UCUGGACACUUCCCUGGAGACAUUUGAUUCUGGACACUUCCCUGGAGACAUUUGAUUCUGGACACCAGUUUCUUGUUUUAGAUUGUGGAGGUGGCACAGUUGACAUUACAGCCUAUGAAGUUCAGACAAAGGAUAAACUAAUUGAACUGUGUCCACCUUCAGGUGGACCAUGGGGUGGAACAGAAGUCGAUAAGCUGUUCUUAAAUUUUGUCAAAGAGGUAUUUGGAAAAGCUGUUUGGUGUAACUUUGAAAAAUCAAAUAUGCGCGAUUGUCUUGAUUUACUUAGAACGUUUGAAGGCCGAAAGAGAGUAAUUGGAGCAAAUAAUGAGGAAAAAGUUCGACUUUUGUUUCCGAGAGAUUUAUUUGAUGAGUAUGAGGCUCAUACUGGCUCAGAAUUUAAAUCUGUUUUAGGUGUUACAAAAGCGAGAGAUAAAUUAAUAUUUCCGAUAGAUGUAUUAAAAAAUCUGUUUAGCCAACCUUUUAAUGCAAUUACUGCACAUGUUAGAGAAUUGCUUCGGAAACCCGAACUUCAACAAGUCAGAACGAUACUUAUGGUAGCUGGGUUUUCCGAUUCUGAACUGUUAUAUCAACAUAUCAAAUCGGAGUUUACGGAAAUCAAUGUUUUACGCCCUCAUGAUGCUGUUUCGUCAGUUAUGAAAGGAGCAGUAAUUAUUGGUCAUUCGCCAGAAGUAAUACCCGAAAGAAUUUGCGCGAGAACAUAUGGCAUUGCCUGUAAUAUUCCCUUUGACUCACAAAAACAUCCACCAGAAUUACGUCAAGUAUGUGACGGAAUGGAAAUGUGUACUGACAGCUUCUAACCAAUUGUAAGAAAAGGAGACACAAUUAUAUUAGGCCAAAGUUGUUUUGAGCGUCAAUUCUUACCCACGUGUUCAAAUGAUAAAUCUGCCACCAUCGAUAUUUUCGUCUCACCUGAUGAUAAUCCGAAGUAUACAUAUGGAGGAAGAGGGGAUAAUGUCAAAAGGUUAGGGUCCCUCCAUUUGAAUAUUCCCGACAUAAGUAAAGGUAAAAACAGGCCUAUAACAGUCAGAAUUACCUAUCAAAGCACUGAAAUUGUUGUUACAGCUGUAGAAGAAGGGACCAAUAAUUUAGUCAGUAAACAAUUUGACUCUUUAGUGUAAAUCUUCAGUUUGUAGCCUGUGUUGCAUCAUUAUAUCAAGUUGUAAAUUAUUCAUUGUAUGAUUUGUAUUCAAUAUAAUGAAAGAAAAACAAGAUUUACUUGUACGCUAUAUUAAACAAUUGCCAAUA